Messenger RNA from Epinephelus moara (kelp grouper), 3608 nucleotides. RefSeq names its product interferon-induced protein with tetratricopeptide repeats 1-like. Gene Ontology annotation, molecular function: protein binding. The transcript has 2 exons. The coding region runs from base 133 to 1449 and encodes 438 amino acids. The record is from RefSeq and is a predicted model, not a curated record. NCBI's taxonomy places the organism in Eukaryota, Metazoa, Chordata, Actinopteri, Perciformes, Serranidae. Gene Ontology annotation, cellular component: cytosol. Gene Ontology annotation, biological process: defense response to virus.
AACACCACAUUACAGCAAAGCAAAAACUGGACAAUACUGACUUCAAACCAGCCAUCCCAAAGCAAAGUCAAGUGCAAAAUCCAGCUGAACUAACUAAUAUUUAGCAACCCACUGAGUAAAGGAAACAACUGAAUGAUGAGUGCUGCUCAGAGUCAAACAACACUGGAGUCCAAACUGGAGGCCCUGCAGUGCCACUUCACCUGGGAUCUGGACCCUAAAAGGUCCAAACUUUUCCGCCUCAGGGACAAUCUGGAGGACAUCGGCACCGAGGAGGGAAACAGCUGGCUGGGUCACAUUUACAACCUGCGUGGGUUCAUUCAGUACAAGCUGGGGUUUAAAGAAGACGCCCAGCGUUUGUUCAGCAAGGCUGCAGAGGCCUUCCGCCAGAUGAGAAAUGCAGAUGAAGGUCCCUGGUUAGUGGUGAACUAUGGGAACCUGGCCUGGCUGCACCACCACCUGGGAGAACAAGCAGAGAGUCAGGCUUACCUGUCAAAGGUCGAUGCCCUGAUCAAUAAAUACCCAUCUCCAUCCCAGGAUGAGCUCCAUCCGGAGAUCUGUGCUGAAAAAGCCUGGACCCUGAUGAAGUUCAGCGCAGAACAAAAGCAGCUGGCUGCAGAUUACUUUGAGACAGCCAUCAGGAUGCAGCCAGGCAUGGUGGAGUGGAACACCAGCCAUGUCUUAGGGUUAGUGGGUGCUUUCAAGCACAGUGAAACAGGGCUGGAGGCUGACAUCUUGGAGAAGAUGAGACUGGCCAAGGAGCAGGAUCCAGAGAACUUGUACCUCGCUGUUCACUACCUUGAGCAAUGUGCUAAGAAAGGAGACAGAAUUGAAGAUGAAGCACGUGAGUUGGCCAUAAGGGUUUUGAGAAAUCCUGUCAGCAGCUACAGCGGUAUAAAAGGGUUAUUACGAGUUUACAGACACUAUGUAUCUAUUGAUGAGGCCAUUGAUUUGGCAGAGGAGGCUCUGGAAAACCAUCCAGAUGAGCGUUAUCUGAAGAGAUGUGCUGCAAUCUGCUACAAAUGGAAGAUCUACAGGGACAGUCGCCCAAAGCAAAGCAUGAUAGACAGAGCAAUCAGUCUCCUUAAGGACGUGAUUUCUCUUUACCCUCAUUCUUCACUUGUGAAGAAAACAGACCUUGCAAAUAUUUAUGUAAAGUCAAAUAAAGACCAGGCUAAAGCUGAGCAGAUAUACAAUGAACUACUUAACCAUCACUUAAAAAGUGAUGUGGAACCUGCAGACAAACAGUUGAUUUACAACCGCUACGCAAAGUAUUUAUACUUCAAUCAACAGGAUAGGAAGGGGUCAAUAAAGUAUCACAUUAAAGCAGCAGAAAUACCACACCGAUCCUCCGUGCGUGACAACAGCAUUACAAUUCUGAGGAAGAAUAAAGACAAAAGCGGAAUGUGCAGAGAAAUAGAAGAAUGUCUGGUAAACCUGCAAGAGCCAUAGGGCCGGAUCUACUAAGAUCCCAAUUUGCGUGUACUAAUUUGCCUGCGCAAUCUAGAAUUUUGCGUGUGGGGCUGAACUGCGGUUUGCGGGUGAUUUACUAAGAGUGCUUGCGCAAAUGACAAGAGGUGCAAACGUGUUGGAGACACCCUAUUUAAAUGGGGGUUUUGCGUGUUGUAUGGUUUGCAGCAUGGCGAGUUUGGAGAGAAAGCGCAAAGUGAAAUUCGAACCUAUGGAAUUAGAGGUGUUGGUAGAUGAGGACAAUAAACACUUAAAUGAGCUACAGCAAAGAAACUAUAUGGGAAGAAAUCUGUGACCAACAGCCAGGGACCGGAGAGGGAGGAGAGGUGCGCACGGCGGGCAAGUUCCACUUGCGUAAAAGGAAACACAAAAAAUACACUCAACUGUCACGUUUAAGUUUUCUUAUAUUGGCUGUGAAUAUUCAUUUUGUGUAAAAUGGGCUAUACUUCGCUGCUGCUGCUGCGCCGUGUCUCCAGUUGAAAGUGACUUUGCUAAAUACAUUCUACAAUAAUAGAUUAGAUUAAUUUUUGGUCUUUAAUAUUGAUAUUGAAUAAAAGAAAUUAACACCGAAAUAAUUAGUGGAAACUUUUUUUUAUUGAUACUCCUCCUCCCUGACACACACACACACACACACACACACACACACACACACACACACACACACACACACACACAUUGAACUCGCGAUUGAAUGAAUGAAUGAACAUUGGAAGCGGUUCAGCCGCAGUCCCGCCGGCUGGCGCGGUAACUGUUGAGAUUACAUUCGUUUAUUAUUAAUAACAAAAUGUUUUUUUAUUGACCGUAUGAAUGGUUUUGUUUUCAAAUAAAUAUUUGGAAACGAAAAUGUAUGCUUUGGUGUACUUUUACAGAGUCUUGCAAUAUGUAUAUAGCCAUCUGCAUGUAUCAAAAUGUAUAAUUUCCGCUGCUGCGGUCGGAGGUAUAAAUGCUCAGAAGUCUAGUGUGUUUCAUUUUUGUAACUUAAAGGCUUCAGAAAACAUACAUACACAUACACAUUUUUAGGAAAAUACAUAGGAAGAGAAGCUUGUAGGUUUUAUCUAAACAGAGUUACUUGCAUUAUAAAACCCCAGACGGUCUGUCAGACAGUGGUGGCGGUUGAUUGUUUCCACAUUCAUUCCAAAAAUGUUCACACAAGGGUGAAACAUAGGUUCUCUGCAUCUUCUUUCAUCGUUUCGAUGUCUCCUUCUUGCAACAAUAACCGCAGCCAUGUGUGCGCAAUUUCGCAUACAAACCGUUUGCACCUCCCUUUGGCACGUGUUAAAUAUAGACGCAGUUUCUAUGAGCAAAAUUGCUUUCAGGUUUGAUAAAUCACUUUGCGUGUGCUAAAUUAAUAUAUUUACAUUUUCUCCUCCCAGCACACGCACAAUUGUGUGUAAACGCCCCAUAGUGAAUAUUCAUUGCAGCAAACGUACUAACUGGAUGCAGACACGCUAUUUUGCAGCUUUGAAAGACGCAACCCUUAGUGCGCACUGUUAGUAAAUCAGUUUGUACAUUUUUUUGCAUGUGCAAUGAGUUUGCACACGUUUUUAUUCACGCAAACCUUUAGUAGAUCUGGCCCAUAGUGUUUUUAAAAGCACUGGUUCGAAUUCCAGAAAAAUUGCAGGUAAUUCAUAAGUAAAAAUAAUCUGUACCUACAUUAUUGUUAUUAUACUCAUUAGGAAAAAUGUUUUGUUUUUUCUGUUAGUCGGGUGGUGAAACAUUACUCUGAACAUGUAAUUCAUGAUUAACUCAUUAGUGAUUUCAUGGCUUACACAAAGAAAAAAAGGUCAAUUCUGUCUCUGCACUCUAGCACAGCUAAUGGAAGACAGAGGCUGUUUAAAAUAUAUAAAAACCUAUACACUGUUAUUGAAAAGUAAAUUACAUUUAAUUAAAGUAGAUUUGAUCAGGUGUUUUCUUUUACUUACAUAAUCAUGGUGUUUAUUAUAUCACUGAUGUGUUAUUUUCCCCCCCUUUGCACUGUAUUUUAAGUUUGUGUAAGAACAUAAUACACUAUAUGUAAACUGCUUUGCUAUAUGCUUAGGUGUAGUAAAAAGUAUGACUCUGAUUGGUAAUGUCAUUGUUAAUUUGUUGUAUAACCUGACUAUUAUUGCCAGAUGCAACUGAUUGUUUGUAUGCAUGUCAAG